AAGUAUGCCUCUGGUUCGGUUUCAGGUGCGGAAUGAGUUUGCCUUGGGCCAACCGGAGCUUUACAAGGAAGCUGACCGGGAGGAUCCUAAAGCUGUGCUCGACGGCUUCGCUGUUGCUGGCCUCGUCGGGAUCUUGCGCCAAUUAGGCGAUCUUGCUGAAUUUGCUGCAGAGGUUUUUCAUGGCUUACAAGAACAAGUGAUGACUACAGCAUCUAGAAGUCAUAAGUUGACCAUUCGUGUGCAAAAAAUUGAAGCUGCGCUUCCACCCCUUGAGAAGGCUGUUCUUUCCCAAACAAGCCACAUACACUUUGCUUACACGGCUGGUACUGAGUGGCAUCCUCGUAUUCAAAAUGAAAAGAAUCAUUUUAUCAACAAUGACUUGCCACAAUUUAUGAUGGAUUCAUACGAAGAUUGUCGUGGUCCUCCCCGUUUUCACUUGCUUGACAAGUUUGAUAUGGGUGGCCCAGGAUCUUGUCUAAAGAGAUAUUCUGAUCCUACUUUCUUUAAGAAAGCAUCAGGUAUCGAAGGAAAUGCUGACAAAGUCCAGAGGGAUAAGAAGGCUCGCAAAAGCAAGAAAAGAAGGUCAUCUCUAAGAAAUGGGGAACUAUCAUGUGCAGCAUCAAUAUGCACUCGCAGUGGCAGAAUGCAGUUUGCUUCUCCAGUUGUUAACGAGCAUGCCACAACUUCUCUAACUGCCUCUGUAUUAGACAUGGAAAUGAAAUAUGAUAUGUGGGAGCAUUCAAACUCUUUUGAUUUAGGAGCUGGGUCUAGUUUUAUUGACUGUGUUUUCGAUGUCAGUUCCUCCAUGCAGCCUGAACAACAGGAAUCCAAAGGUGCAUCAUCAAGUUUGGUGCAAAACACUGCUGAAAACCCUUCUAAAGAUUUUCUUGUUCAACAGCCUCAGGUUGUAGGUAACUUUUCAGAUAGUUCAUCACAAGAGCAGAUUGCCCAGAGUUCAUCUUGUGUUACUUGGGAUGAGAAGGCAGAAAUAGUGGAGUCCAGAGGCAGGCAUUUUGAUAUAAAUGAAGUUCCAGAGACAAACUUUGAUUUAGAUAUGCAAGACAGAGAACUUGCCAAUCUUAGACAGGUUGAUCAGAUGGAUAUCCUACUCAAUGGUACAGAUGCGCUUGAAUCAGCCUCUAUCAGGGACCUGGUUGAUGAAAUUGAAAGUGAAACAGACAAUUAUGUGGAUGCGCUCAACACUAUUGAAUCAGAAUCUGAAAUUGAUACAGAGUGCCAAACAAAACGAGAAGUGGACCACUAUUCUAGUGAUGUUAACAAUGAAAAUAGAGAAGAUGGGAUGAAUGUGCUUAAGGUGAAUAACGAUGAGCAUCAGCCAUCUGAAAUUGAAUUCGAUGCUGCAUCUAACAUUUUAUCAAACGAUGGACUGUCAAGAAGUUUAGCUGACUCAGUCACAUCUGAGAGUUUGGCUGGUGAACAGAUACCUCCGUUCUCUUGUAAGUCUUUUGAUUUAGACUACUCUCCUGACACUGGUUUAUUUGUGAAUGCUGAAAUUCUUCAAGGUUCAAAAGCACAAUCUGUCACAGGUGAUCCAUCCUCUGGUUCUAGAGUUACCAAUUUACAGGGUCAACCAUGUGAUACAAUGAUAGAGAGUGUCCAAGAGCUUCCCAAGCCUCAUCCUGACAUUCCCAGUGUUCCUUCAAUUAAGGAUGACGGUGAAAUUCUUCAAGGUUCAAAAGUAGAAUCUGUUGCAACUGAUCCAUCACCUUCUGGUUCUAGAGUUACCAAUUCUCAGGAUAAAACCUGUGAUGUGAUGGGAGCUAGUGUCUAUGAGUCUCCAAAGGCUCACCCUGAAAUUUCCAGUGUUCCUUCAGUUAAGAUAUGGACCAACGGUGGUCUUCUGGGACUUGCUCCAUCAAAACCUCCUGAUUUUUCUGUAACUAGUGCUGCAGGUUUGAAUUCUACAUCAAAAAGUGGUGACACAGUUGGUCCGCCAACUGACAUGUCAACAUCUGAGAGUGAUGGGCUGAAAGAAAAACAAGGUACAUCUGUCAGGGGUACUGAAAAUACUGGAAAGCCUUCAGGUUCCAGUACCUCCAAUGCUUCAGUUCCAUCAGCCAAUUUAGAUGCCAACAUUGAAAAACGUGAUAAUUCUCAAUGCUGCGAUAGUCCCGAUGGUGCUUAUGAUGGAGGUCCAAGUCUGAAUGCAGUUAUACCCAAUGGAAACAAGCUGCAAGUCAAUUCUACUGUCAACUCGAAAUCUUUUGAAUCUGAUCAGGGGAAAAAUGACAUGGCAAUGUUUGGACUGGGCCACAGAUUACUUGUAAAUGGCUUCCGCAGAAAUCUGUCACUUAAUAAUGACAUUGAGUCUGAACCAGCAAACUCUCAGAAAGCUUGUCUAUUGGAUCAGAAGAGUGCAGAGCAGAGCUUGUCAUAUCAAAAAAUUUUCAAAGAGCAGUUUGGAAGUAGAUCUCCUGCAAACUCACUGACUUCUUCUCCACCACUUGAGCUUAUGAAAAUAUCUUUCAAUCCUAUGGAUGGAUUUGAGACUUCUAAGCUCAAAUUGAAGUUUCCUGAUGGGAUUCAUUCCCAUGAAAGCAAUAGAGAUAUGUUUCCUUCAUUUCAGUUGGUCCCAGAACCUGUCAUUCCACUGCGUGAUGUUGCUUCAGACUCUGACGAUGAUACCUUCUGUAGAUCAUCUCCUUACUUAUCUGAUGAUUGCCUCAGCAAUUACUCUGAGUCAAACUCCGAGCAGUGGGAAUCCGGCGAAACCCCUGAACAGAGUGACCCUGACCCUGAGUUAUAUGAUGCUUUAAGCAGAAUGUCAUCUCUGGAAGCAGUUUCAAGCUCUUUGCAUGUUGGAAAAGCAGCCAACAAUGGCAUUUAUAUUAAUAGAGGAUUUAAACCUGUAGCUUCUGACAAUGGGACAGAACCUUCUAUUCCUGUUGCUUCACUUGAUCUCCCAAGUUUUGAUGCCAUCAACCAAGCAGCACCAGAAGAAACCAGUAACAACACUACUCCAAAUAACUUAUCAGAAGUGCAAAAUUCUAGGGAGCCAGAGCCCAUGCCGGUACCGCCACCCCUUCCCCCUGCACAAUGGUGGGGUUCAACACCUGGCUUGGAUAUAGCAGAUGGAAGACAGAAGACAUUAUCGGAAUCUCUCAGACAUGAGUUUGAUCUGAAACUCCUGGGUUCUACCGUCUCCCAUAUACCUAAUCCAGCCUCAUCUAAUCAACAGAAAAUUAAUGAAGAGGCAGCUGCAUUUAAGUUAGAGAACAAGCUGGAGCAGCAGAAGUCAAAUGGCCAGAGAGGAGCUAACCAGGCUGUGAACAGUAAGGCGAUGGAUGCAAUGGAUGAAAAGGAAGACUUCUUGAAUCAAAUAAGAACAAAAUCAUUUAACCUGAGACCAACAGCCACUGAAAAACCAACUGUCAAAUCAGGUCCAACUGCUAAUGUCAAAGUAACUGCAAUUUUGCAGAAAGCAAAUGCCAUCCGCCAGGCUGUUGGGAGUGAUGAUGGUGAAGAUGAUAACUGGAGUGACACAUGAUUUUCUGUAACAUGAUGGGAAGCAAAUUCUCUUUGGAUGCAAACUUAGGGGAGGCUGUUUAACUAUGUGAAUAAUCUCCGUUUUUCCUUCCUUGUAAUUAAUUUUGUAGGCCUCAUAUUUUGUAUCUUUGUGAUUAUUUGCAUUCAUUUCUUAAAUAGUUCAAUUCAUGUUAUGAACAAGAAGACAUAUUCAGGUCAGUCAUGAUGUAAACCGCAUAAAAAAUGAUUAAUGCCUAAGAAUAUGAUAGUUUUAUUAGUU
This is a messenger RNA of Rubroshorea leprosula, 3766 nucleotides long. The record is from the annotation of a GenBank genome assembly. Lineage: Eukaryota; Viridiplantae; Streptophyta; Magnoliopsida; Malvales; Dipterocarpaceae.